GUGGGCGGGCCCGGGGGCGUGGCCGGGGACACGUGGUACGGAAAGCCGCGCCGCGCCUGCCGCCGGAAUCUCCAAGGUGUGCCGUGUGGCUGAAGGAUGGCGGCCCUCACGACCCUGUUCCAGUACAUUGAUGACAAUCAGGAGCGCUACAUCCAGAAACUCGCACACUGGGUGGCCAUCCAGAGCGUGUCGGCGUGGCCGGAGAAGCGAGGGGAGAUCGGCAGGAUGAUGGAAGUCGCCGCGGCCGACAUCCAGCAGCUGGGCGGCUCUGUGGAGCUGGUGAACAUCGGGAAGCAAAAGCUCCCUGACGGCUCCGAGAUACCGCUGCCACCCAUCCUCCUUGGCAAGCUGGGCUCGGACCCCCAGAAGAAGACGGUGUGUAUCUACGGGCACCUGGACGUGCAGCCCGCGGCGCUGGAGGACGGCUGGGACAGCGAGCCCUUCACCUUGGUGGAGCGGGACGGCAAGCUGUAUGGGCGAGGCUCCACGGACGACAAGGGACCUGUGGCCGGCUGGAUGAACGCCCUGGAGGCCUAUCAGAAGACAGGUCAGGAUAUCCCUGUCAACAUCCGCUUCUGCCUCGAAGGCAUGGAGGAGUCUGGCUCCGAAGGCCUGGACGAGCUGAUUUUUGCCCAGAAGGACAAGUUUUUUAAAGACGUGGACUACGUCUGCAUCUCUGACAACUACUGGCUGGGCAAGAAGAAGCCGUGCAUCACCUACGGGCUCCGGGGCAUCUGCUACUUCUUCAUCGAGGUGGAGUGCAGUGACAGAGACCUGCAUUCGGGGGUGUACGGCGGCUCGGUGCACGAGGCCAUGACGGAUCUCAUCGCACUGAUGGGCUCCCUCGUGGACAAGAAGGGGAAAAUCCUCAUCCCUGGCAUCAACGAGGCCGUGGCCCCGGUGACCAGCGAGGAGCAGCAGCUCUAUGACCACAUUGACUUCGACCUGGACGAGUUCGCCAGGGACGUGGGCGCAGAGACGCUCCUGCACGGCUGCAAGAAGGACAUCCUCAUGCACCGGUGGCGGUACCCGUCCCUCUCCCUCCACGGCAUCGAGGGCGCCUUCUCCGGCUCCGGGGCCAAGACUGUGAUCCCCAGGAAGGUCAUCGGCAAGUUCUCCAUCCGACUCGUGCCGGACAUGACUCCCGAAGCUGUCAGCGAGCAGGUCACAAGCUACUUGACUACGAAGUUUGCUGAACUGCACAGCCCCAACAAGUUCAAGGUGUAUAUGGGCCACGGUGGGAAGCCCUGGGUAUCCGACUUCAACCACCCUCAUUAUAUGGCUGGACGGAGAGCUCUGAAAACAGUUUUUGGUGUUGAACCAGACUUGACCAGGGAAGGCGGCAGUAUUCCUGUGACCUUGACCUUUCAGGAGGCCACUGGCAAGAACGUCAUGCUAUUGCCCGUGGGGUCAGCAGAUGACGGCGCCCACUCCCAGAAUGAGAAGCUGAACAGGCACAACUACAUAGAAGGGACCAAGAUGCUGGCUGCGUACCUGUACGAGGUGUCUCAGCUGAAGAACUGAGAGGCCGCGGAGUUGCGUGUCCAGCCAGGAGUAGGCAGCCCUCUGCCCUCGCCCGCCCUGACCUCCUGGGGCAGUGGAAGCUCCCCCGCCCCUACUUCGGUCUUCCCAGGUCACACGCAGACUGCCCAGUGCCAGUGUCCGGGUGGAGGUCGCGGUACCGGCAGUAGGAAAUGUGUGUUCCUGGGGCUCGGCCGUGGCCCUGAUCCCCGCCUGGUGCCCACAGGUGGUCAGGGUGACUUGACCUUAUGAGAUCACCAGGGUCCAAAGGCAAGGCUCCCCAGUGGGAGGCACUGCUGUGGGGAAAUUGGGAGAGGACCCCACCUCCUGCCUCAGUUUCCACUUGGAAUGUUCAGAGCGGGAACGAGGAGAAAAGCUGGGGGCAUCUUACGGCACGGGGCCCCUGUCCAGUCCCUCGCUGGGCAGGCCUGUCCUCUCCCAAGACCCGCUGAGCCUCUCUUCUCUGUCCUGGUUCCUCACACCCGUGCCUACCUGGAAGGGCUCUGUCGUCUCAGUCUGCUGCUAAAUAAAAAGCAGGAACAAAGCCUCUCCAAGAAUCGCCGUCCCGCUUGCU
Lepus europaeus (European hare) is the source of this 2095-nucleotide messenger RNA. RefSeq names its product carnosine dipeptidase 2 (gene CNDP2). NCBI's taxonomy places the organism in Eukaryota, Metazoa, Chordata, Mammalia, Lagomorpha, Leporidae. The transcript has 12 exons. The coding region runs from base 97 to 1524 and encodes 475 amino acids. Gene Ontology annotation, cellular component: cytosol. The record is from RefSeq and is a predicted model, not a curated record. Gene Ontology annotation, molecular function: metallodipeptidase activity. Gene Ontology annotation, biological process: proteolysis.